Molecule: messenger RNA, 711 nt
Organism: Protopolystoma xenopodis
Lineage: Eukaryota; Metazoa; Platyhelminthes; Monogenea; Polystomatidea; Polystomatidae
Source: the annotation of a GenBank genome assembly
AUGUACCAACAAGGUUCCGCAUCGCGCAUGGAUUCACUGAAAAUUGAGGUUAAGCUGACUCGCCAUGAGGGUGACAUCUGCCCAGCGACCAACUGGCAGCAGUGGUUUCGGGUCGGCAUUCUUGAAGAGCCGGACACUUUUCUCUGCUUCAUGCUCAGAUUCGAAGGUCUCUUUCGCCGUCUGCUCAGCGAAGAGUUGGCCCAUCACCUCCCGGCGCCGCUGGUCGUGCCGCAGCUGCUCCCGUUCGGCCGGCCGACCGGAUUAGAGACCAAGUCCCCCGCGACGACAAUCGGUGCGUCUAGCGAUGACGACUGCGGACCCGACGGACAUGAGUGCAGAGGCCGGGACUCGACUCCGGUCGACGAGCUCUACAGUCGGUUGGCGAGGAGCCGAGGUUGGGACGAGGCUGGCGAGAGUGACGAGGGUGAGGAGGCGGCGAGUCUGUUCGAUUGCAUCGUCGAUGCGGACCGGGCUCGACUGGUACCCUUUUGGCUGCGCCCGACCGGACCGCUUGGCAACCUCGACUGGCCCGAGGAGCAGGCGAGUCUAUUGCCUCGACUACACCGUCUGAUGGGAGCCUGGAAGGGACACUUUUUGCCGACACCUUAUCAUGUGGGUACACGCAUUAGUCUCUCUUCCUACUCCUUCUCCUCCCCCUUUUCCUACUUCUCCUCCUCCUCCUCCUCCUCCUCCUCCUUGUCCUCCACCUAA